Molecule: messenger RNA, 468 nt
Organism: Cryptomeria japonica (Japanese cedar)
Lineage: Eukaryota; Viridiplantae; Streptophyta; Pinopsida; Cupressales; Cupressaceae
Product: flavonol 3-O-glucosyltransferase F3GT2-like
Exons: 1
Coding region: 1-468 (155 amino acids)
Molecular function (GO): UDP-glycosyltransferase activity
Source: RefSeq, a predicted model, not a curated record
AUGUAUGACACAUACAGAACCAGAGUCCUAAUUGAUAACAAUUUGUAUGACACAUACAGAAAGCGAGUCCUAAUUGACUUCACAUUCCAACAGUUAGAGGUGUUAUCUCAUCCUUCCAUAGCUUGCUUUGUGAGUCACUGUGGAUGGAACUCUGUACAGGAGAGCAUCACCAUGGGCGUGGCAAUGAUCUGCUCGCCUUAUUUCACAGAUCAGUUUCUUAACCGGACAUAUAUUGUGGAUGUCUGGAAGAUCGGACUGCCUUUGGAAACGAAUAAGGAUGGAGUAAUAGAGAAGGGGGAGAUUACUAAAGCCGUUGACAGAAUGCUUGUCAGAGAAGACGGCGCAGAGAUAAGGAAGCAAGUCACCAAAUUAAUGAGAAACAGUAGUGAUACGGUGAAGGAAGGAGGGUCCUCGUUCAACAACUACAGUAUACUUCUUCACCAGAUGAAGAAGCAUCUGGCUGACUGA